AUGUACCUGUACCGGUUUUAUAUUCGAUUUACGGCACGUGCUGCGCAAAUUUGGAUCUGGAAAGGUACGAGAAGUUUCGGUUUCAGGGCAGCAAGAACAAGGGCGGGACGGCAGGCACACGAACAGGUGGAUUGGCAUGAAGAGGGAACAAACACGGCACAGAUCAUACAAGACAAGAAAGACGCUGGAUACUCCCGUGCGAGAGACGGCAGAACCACACGGCCAGCCCGCGUCGCGCGCCGUUACACGGACGGGAAUGACGGCGGCAGGCGGAAAAGUGGGUUUUGCGGGGGAAGCAAAGCGGCCGGGAGGCGCGCCAAGUUGUGGGGUCCACGGCAGGGCGAACGGACGCAAAACAUUCGCGGGGUCUGGGGUAUCCUAGCGGGGUACGGAGUGAACACCGGUGUGAUAUGA
Podospora pseudocomata is the source of this 414-nucleotide messenger RNA. RefSeq lists its product as uncharacterized. The transcript has 3 exons. Bases 1 to 414 code for a protein of 137 amino acids. The record is from RefSeq and is a predicted model, not a curated record. NCBI's taxonomy places the organism in Eukaryota, Fungi, Ascomycota, Sordariomycetes, Sordariales, Podosporaceae.